GUGCCUCCGAGACGCCGGCGACGUGAGGGCGUCGGGAGGUUCGCUGGGCGGAACCCUCUCCGGCCUUUCCGGAGGGAACUCUAGGGGUGACGCUACGACUCUACUACUAGAACGAUGGGGGCGGCGGAGGCCGAAGCGGAUCGCACUCUCUUUGUGGGGAAUCUGGAGACGAAAGUCACUGAGGAGCUUCUGUUCGAGCUUUUCCAUCAAGCCGGGCCGGUAAUAAAAGUGAAAAUUCCAAAAGAUAAGGAUGGUAAAUCCAAGCCGUUUGCCUUUGUGAAUUUUAAACACGAAGUGUCCGUUCCUUAUGCAAUGAAUCUACUCAAUGGAAUAAAACUCUUUGGAAGGCCGAUCAAAAUUCAGUUUAGAUCGGGAAGUAGCCACGCAUCACAGGAUGUCACUUUGUCAUAUCCCCAACAUCUUGUUGGAAAUUCAAGCCCUACUUCCACAUCUCCUAGCAGGUAUGAAAGGACUAUGGAUAACAUGUCCCCUUCAACACAGAUAGUUCAGAGAUCUUACUCAACUCCAGAAAAUUUUCAGAGACAAGCAGUGAUGAACAAUAUUUUGAGACAGAUGUCAUAUGGUGGGAAAUUUGGUUCUCCACAUCCGGAUCAGUCAGGAUUUUCCCCAUCAGUUCAGUCCCACAGUCAUUCCUAUAACCAGUCCUCAAGCUCUCAGUGGCGCCAAGAUACACCAGCAUCCCAGCGUAAAGUCAGACAGAGUUCUCAUCCCUACAUAGCAGAUAGACAUUAUAGUCGUGAGCAGCGGUACCCUGAUUGUGAGCAGCGUUACAGUGAUCACGGCUCCGACCAUCAUUACAGAGGAAGCAGAGAUGAUUUCUUCCAUGAAGAUAGGAGUCACGAUGGCUGGAGCCAUGACUAUGACAGUAGAAGAGACAGUAGUAGAGAUGGGAAAUGGCGCUCAUCUAGACACUAAUAGUGUCUGAAGGACAUUUUAUAUAUAUAUAUAUAUAUAUAUAGGGUCAUUGUAGAUCCUUUGCGCAGCAUUGAUCUGGAAGUAUUUUGUAAAAAAUCUACAGAGCAACUUUACAAGUUGCCACAUUCCCUGAUAAAAUUCGAAUAGCCUACAACUACAGUCGAAUACAGAAAUUCGAAGAAUUGUGGUUCCACUUUUACUGACUUUAAUAAAUAACCUUUCACCUCAGGGUUUUAUGGCAAGGAAAGGGAAAAUCAAAAAAAGUGCCACAGUUCCUAAUCAUUUUAAAAAAUCGAGGAAAGGAUAUAAUGUAUAGGUUUAUUGUAUUGUAAAGCAGAUAUUUUAAUUAACUUUUUGUAUUGCAAGAAGUUUCUUGUUAGUGAUUCAUAUUUUCAGGUAUCUGAAAGAAAACUCAAGUUUAUAGUCUGAAAUAACUUUGUAUUUUGUUAAGUGAGAAAAUGGUGUUUCAGUGAAUCAUUUUACAUUUUGUAGGAGAAAGGUUAUUGGUAACGUUUUGAGUAGAAGUAAUAUAUAACUUAAGAGAAUUUAAGUUCUGUGGCAUGCUCCUUUGAGCUAAACCCUAAUUGAAAAUACAAGUACAAACUAUUUGUAUUAUGCUGUUUCCAAAAUUAAGAUUAUUAUU
This is a messenger RNA of Suncus etruscus (white-toothed pygmy shrew), 1579 nucleotides long. RefSeq names its product RNA binding motif protein 7 (gene RBM7). Bases 115 to 936 code for a protein of 273 amino acids. The transcript is spliced from 5 exons. Gene Ontology annotation, biological process: regulation of alternative mRNA splicing, via spliceosome. Lineage: Eukaryota; Metazoa; Chordata; Mammalia; Eulipotyphla; Soricidae. Gene Ontology annotation, molecular function: single-stranded RNA binding. The record is from RefSeq and is a predicted model, not a curated record. Gene Ontology annotation, cellular component: nucleus.